UAUAGUGAAUGCAGGGUCCAGGGAGACCAUAUAUAGUGAAUGCAGGGUCCGGGGAGAGCGGAUAUAAUGAAUGCAGGGUCAGGGGAUACCAUAUAUAGUGAAUGCGGGGUGUGGGAGACCAUAUAUAGGAAUGCGGGGUCCGGGAAGACCAUAUAUAGUGAAUGCGGGUCCGGGAAGAGCGGAUAGAGUGAAUUCAGGGUCCGGGGAGAGAGGAUAUAGUGAAUGCGGAGUCCAGGAGACAAUAUAUAGUGAAUGCAGGGUGCAGGAGACCAUAUAUAGUGAAUGCGGGGUCAGGGGAGACCAUAUAUAGUGAAUGCAGGGUGCCCGGGGAGACCAUAUAUAAGAGAAUGCAGGGUCCAGGGAGAGCGGAUAUAGUGAAUGCGGGGUCCGGGGAGAGCGGAUAUAGUGAAUGCAGGGUCCGGGGAGAGCGGAUAUAGUGAAUGCGGGGUCCGGGGGAGAGCGGAUAUAGUGAAUGCAGGAUCCAGGGAGAGCUGAUAAAGUGAAU
This is a messenger RNA of Staurois parvus, 505 nucleotides long. The record is from the annotation of a GenBank genome assembly. NCBI's taxonomy places the organism in Eukaryota, Metazoa, Chordata, Amphibia, Anura, Ranidae.